Messenger RNA from Penicillium verrucosum, 3459 nucleotides. Its product is annotated as Higher eukaryotic phosphomevalonate kinase. The transcript has a single exon. NCBI's taxonomy places the organism in Eukaryota, Fungi, Ascomycota, Eurotiomycetes, Eurotiales, Aspergillaceae. Gene Ontology annotation, cellular component: cytoplasm. Bases 1 to 3459 code for a protein of 1152 amino acids. The record is from RefSeq and is a predicted model, not a curated record. Gene Ontology annotation, molecular function: phosphomevalonate kinase activity; FAD binding. Gene Ontology annotation, biological process: cholesterol biosynthetic process.
AUGGCUACUCUUGACUCCCUCAAGUGGGCUCUUAGGCAAAAUGCCACCGUGAGGGGGUCAUCCCCGAAGCAGCCAUUAUCAGACAUACAGAACGACACUGGGUUCAAUAUCUUACUACAGGGACCAGGGUGGAUGACGUACCAAGACUUUGUCAUUCCUCAACUUUUGGAGGUGCUAGCUCCCCUCUUCAGCUCGCGUAUCAAUAUCUCAGUAUUAGAAAUCGGACCUGGACCGAACAGCGUACUUGGGUAUCUGCCCGGUCGUCUGAGGAAAAGAAUCCGGAGAUAUGCGGCAUUUGAGCCCAAUGACCUGUUUGCUACAAGGAUGGAAAAAUGGCUUUGCUCGACAUUAGAGACGGAGUCACCGCUACCCUGUCUAGAAAGCCCACCUGAUGUCCAUCGAAUUCCAUUCGACAUUAACGGCAACGCAAAGAGUGAUACUCGUACGCGUGGUAGCGACGAAAAAUUCGACGUUAUCCUAUUCUGCCAUAGCAUGUAUGGCAUGAAGCCCAAGGCCAGGUUCAUCGAACGAGCGCUGGGAAUGCUGGUUGAGCAUCCCGAAGGCGGAAUGGUGGUGGUGUUUCAUCGCGACGGGACUUUACACCUCGACGGGUUAGUGUGCCAUCGAACGGCUUCUUUCCCUACCGGAGCCGUUUGUGUGGCAAAUGACGACAAGGUACUGGACUCUUUUGCUCCGUUCAUCGCGGGGUUCGUCAUGCAGGAUGCGGAGGCGGACAAGGCUAUCCGAGUUGAAUGGCGUAAGGUGUGUCGCGCCUUGGGUCGUCGCGACAAGAACCACCCAGAUCAUCUCGUAUUCAGCUCGCCAAACAUCAUGGUAGCCUUCAACAAACAUGCGACAACGUUACCGGAGCUGACGGCACAGGUGUCGUGGUUAGACGGGGAGAAAUGGGUUAAGAACUGGGAAGCUCGUCUACACCAUCCCGCCGCGGUCGCUAGGCCGACAGAGAUCCGACACGUCCAACAGUGCGUUCAAUGGGCUCUUAAACACGGGGUCAACCUGACAGUUGUUGGCGGAGGCCAUAGCGGUCACUGCCUUUAUCCCAGCGUCGUUUCGGUCGACAUGAGCGCCUUUGAUCAAGUACAUAUCCUCACAGCCGAGGAUGGACGAGAAUCUGGUUCCAAUUCUGCUCCCUGGGUCAUCGCCGAGGCUGGCUGUAAGACGGGAGAUAUUAUCUGCAAGGCCAUGGCGGCAGGCUUGACAGUGCCAUUAGGGGCACGCCCUAGCGUAGGCGCGGGCCUAUGGCUACAGGGCGGCAUCGGGCACCUAGCUAGGAUGCACGGGCUCGCGUGUGACUCCAUCGUCGGCGCCGUUAUGGUUAGCGUCGAGUCUGGCCAGCUUCUUUCCAUCGGCCGUGUACCAAGCCAACACCGGCCCGUCGGUGCUGUGCUCCCAGAGAACGGAAGUGAUCUGCUAUGGGCGAUAAAGGGUGCUGGAACCAACUUUGGCAUCGUAAUCAGCGUUACUUUCGAGGCGUAUGCGGCUCCGAUGUUCUCGAUUCGAAACUGGGUUUUCCAGCUGAGUGAUAAUCUCGAGGCGAGGCGCAAACUUAGUGAUUUCGAUGACUUGGUGGCAAGGAAGCUCCCCAAGAACUGUUCUGCAGACGCGUAUCUGUACUGGGACAUUGGCCAGCUGCAUUUUGGUGUAACCAUGUUUGAAUCUUCCACGACUGAACUCAUCUCUGAAACGCCUAUGUCGACACCCACGCCCGUAGAAACAAUUCUCGGGCCAGAAGACAAUUUACAGGUCGUGGACGGCGUCGGUUUGUUCGAUACCGAGAUGUACAUGUCCGGAAUGCAUGGGGGUCACGCCAAAAGCAAGACCUCAUCAUUCAAGCGAUGUUUAUUCCUAAAACGCAUUGGAGCAUUGAAUGUCGCCGAAAUCUUGGUGGCAGCCAUCGAGACUCGUCCCUCGCCACUCUCUUAUCUCCAUCUACUACAAGGUGGUGGAGCUAUUAGUGACGUUCCAGCCGAUGCGACUGCUUUCGGUUGUCGUGACUGGGACUUUGCAUGUGUGGUAACUGGCGUCUGGCCGCGCCAACAAGAUGGAACCGAGGUCGCUCGAGCUGCCGUGCAGUGGGUCUACAACGUCGCUAGCAACUUGCUGCCUGUAAGUAGUGGAGUUUACGGCGCAGACCUUGGACCGGACCCUAGAGACACCGCAUUGGCGGCUAAGGCCUUUGGGCCGAACCUGCCACGCCUGGCUCGCCUCAAGAGAAUAGCAGACCGGGGUAAUGUGCUAGCCUACGCCUGCCCGCUUCCAAAAGCGCCCACAGAACAGAAGCUCAUCAUUCUUGUCACGGGAGCAAGCGGCGCCGGCAAGGACCAUUGCGCUAACAUCUGGGUCUCCGUAUUCCAUGAAUGCACCCAGAAAAGAUUCAUGGCACGAGUAGUCAGCAUCAGCGAUGCGACUAAGAGAGAAUACGCGGCGGCCACUGGUGCCGACUUCAACCGUCUGCUUCUGGACCGGGAGUACAAAGAGCAGCACCGGCCAGCGUUGACCACGUACUUCCAGAGCCAGGUGCAGCAUCGGCCUCGGCUACCAGAGGAGCAUUUUCUAAAUGUUGUAUACGGCUCCGGGGAUGUAGACGUGCUGCUAAUCACCGGUGUGAGAGACGAGGCGCCAGUGGCAGCCUUCUCGCACUUGGUACCAGACAGCAGACUGCUCGAUGUUCGUGUCAAAGCUAACAAAGAGACGCGGCGUGCUCGCCGAGGCUACCAUGGCGGUGAUUCUGAUGGCGAUGACAACGCGAAUGGCGGACCAAAACCGAAGCCCUUGGACUACAGUCCCAGUCUCGUCUUCAACAAUGACGAGACCGGAAAUGAGAAAGCGAAAAUGUUUGCCGAAGACUACCUGCUUCCCUUCUUCGGUAAUGACCUUCAGCGACUGCGCAAGAUGGUGCGUCCAGUACCCGAAUUUCCGCGCCCCGGCGUUAAGUUCCAACAUGUGCUCAACAUCUCCCAGCAUCCGGGUGGGCUUGCCCUGUGCACCGGUCUACUACAUGCUCACUUCACGGGUGACUGGGCCAAAGUUGACAGGAUAGUAUGUUGCGAGGCUGGCGGCUUCAUCUAUGCGUCCGCGUUGGCCUCACAGGUCAACGUACCCUUGGCGCUGAUCCGCGAAGCCGGCAAGCUACCCCCACCCACCGUUUCCGUCCUCAAGAAUACGUCUCACAUCUCUUCGGCAUCCAAUUCAAAUGAGAAGAUGAUUGAGAUAGAACGGGAUUUGAUCCCUAGAGGCGCGUCGGUAGUAGUCGUGGAUGAUGUACUCUCCACAGGGAAUACACUUUGUGCGGUCCUACAGCUUUUGGGUGAAGUUGGUAUUGCUGAUGUCAGCAUCAUGGUUGUGGGUGAGUUCCCUGUUCAUCGUGGUCGACAACUGUUGUACCAGCGUGAGUUUGGCAUCAAUAUCCAAAGCCUUUUGGUCUUUGAUGGUGCAUAG